UAACAAUGUUUAGAAACAAAUGGGACGUCGCACAGGACGGACGUACGCCUGUAUGACAAAGUUUUGAAGUUCGCGCAGUGAGUUUAGUGAUACCGAGUCCCUCGGAGCGGACACAUGGUGCGGCACUCCGGCCACGGAAUGGAGACCACUUUCUACGACGAGCAGUACCCUGCCAGCGGCCCCGUCGACAACCUGAAGCGGUCGCUCACCCUGGACCUGGAGUUCGGGCGCGGCGGCAAGCGCGCGCGGCUGGGCGCGGCGCCGGUGCUGUCGUCGCCGGACUUACAGCUGCUGAAGCUGGGCUCGCCCGAGCUAGAGAAGCUCAUCAUCCAGAACGGCAUGAUCACCACCGCUACGCCGACGCCGGGCGCGCCCGUGCUGUUCCCGGCUGCGGCGCCCACAGAGGAGCAGGAGAUGUACGCCCGCCCAUUCGUGGAGGCGCUGGACAUGCUGCACUCGGGCCGCGGCGAGCCCGCGCCGCGCCGCGUCUACGCUGACCUGGACCGCCCGCUGGAGCGCUUCCCCACGCCCGUCGUCAAGGACGAGCCGCAGACGGUGCCCAGCGCGGCCAGCUCGCCGCCGCUCUCGCCCAUCGACAUGGACACGCAGGAGCGGAUCAAGCUGGAGCGCAAGCGGCAGAGGAACCGAGUGGCCGCGUCCAAGUGCCGGCGGCGUAAACUAGAGCGCAUCUCUAAGCUUGAGGAGAAGGUGAAGGUGCUGAAGGGAGAGAACUUGGAACUGGCGCAGAUGGUGGUGAAGCUGAAGGAGCAUGUGCACCGGCUGAAGCAGCAGGUGCUGGAGCACGCCAACAGCGGCUGCCACAUCGACUCCACCUUCUGAUCGCGCCGCCGUCGCCGCCGCGCCCCCACAUUCCAAGCUAGUCGCGCCCGCCAGGACGCAGCAUACAAAGCGAUUUGUGAUCUUAAUUAUAUUGUGUAACAUAUAGUUAGACUUAGUGUAAGGUGAGCUGUGGACUUAUCGUUAAGUUUGAGAGAUUAGGAUGCCAGUGAGUGCAGAACCUCCGCUCGAAUCCCGUGUUUACGUUAGUGGAUCUACUUAGCGGGCCGCACUUAGUCGCGACCCGUCUUUGAGUUACUGUAAGUCGCAGAGUUUUUCCUUGUAUCAGUAUUGCGUUCUCGUUUAGAAUAGUGUAGAAACUAGAAAGGAUAAUCGUGCAACGUCAUUCGUGUGCAGACUGAUCGAGGUGACGCUACGUUGCCAGCUUUACGGGCGAAUUUCCCGUUUCAGCUGUGUUGCCACACCGCCUCGUUGAUAUUGGGAUUUCCAUUGUUCGUUUUGUUCGACCGAGGUGUAUUUUUUUUCCUCGAGUGGAACCUUAUGAAGAUAAUAAUUUGCAUUCGGGUUUUGAUUUCGCGUUGUAAAUAGAGGGAGAGGCGAAGUAGUGUAGGUCGGCGGCACAGUGCGUACGAGAGGGACGGGCGAGUCGGGCUGGCAACGCCGCGUCAGCAGUCACGAGCGGAUGUUCUGCUAAUUAAAAUUCCGCCUGCGCCGCCCUCGCGGAAUGGCGGCCAUGUGUUGUGUCGGACGUUCCGAUUCACGUUAUGUUGCACAAGGUUAACUUUUUACAACAAUGGCGUCGCGACGCUGUGAGACGGAAUUUGUUCGCUACGCUUGACAAAAUUUGUGCUUGUAUGGAAGACUGAUCGAAUGCGAGUCUUGUGCCUUGUAAGGAGUGCGUGCGAUGUGAGACAGUGAGAGAGUGUUGCGCAAGGUUCCGAUAUUUAAAAUGUUUCUCAGAACUGACCCGGUGCUCUUUACUGUAGUGGACGAGAGACGAGUAGACGAGGCCGUCCGUAGCGGGAUAUGAGUGCAAGAGCGCUAUACGUGUCUGACGAGAGUGAAUGGGACGGAAGUAUUUAUUAGUGAGAAUGUUUACCUUUAGGAUGAAGUAGCAAUCUCGAGUGCCUACGCUUUGUAAACUAAAGCCUAUACCUACGUUUUUAUUGUUUUUGUUACCAUUAAAUGCUACAGUACUCUGUACCAUUGUCUUCUGUAGGUUACUGUAAGUAAUAUAAUACCAAUUAACAAGUUGAAUUGUUAUAGACUAUCGGGGAGCCCGACUCAAGUGCUGAGCUGGCGAACCUAUUUGUAUUAUUUUUAUACAAAAUUCAUCAGAAUGUUAACAAUAAUUUGUAAGUUUAUAAAAGAACAGUUAUACUAAAAUAAUAUAUUUCUAUGACUUUAACAAAGAAUAUUGUUUUAUACUGAAUAAAUAUUGUAUGAUAAAAUUGAAUAAGGAGAGAAAAUAAAUUAUGAAGAUAUUAUACCAUUUAA
Pectinophora gossypiella (pink bollworm) is the source of this 2295-nucleotide messenger RNA. It is a transcript of the gene Jra, whose product is annotated as transcription factor JunD. Gene Ontology annotation, biological process: regulation of transcription by RNA polymerase II; regulation of cell population proliferation; regulation of cell cycle. The record is from RefSeq and is a predicted model, not a curated record. Gene Ontology annotation, cellular component: transcription regulator complex. Bases 115 to 840 code for a protein of 241 amino acids. Gene Ontology annotation, molecular function: DNA-binding transcription factor activity, RNA polymerase II-specific; RNA polymerase II cis-regulatory region sequence-specific DNA binding; transcription factor binding. The transcript has a single exon. Lineage: Eukaryota; Metazoa; Arthropoda; Insecta; Lepidoptera; Gelechiidae.